UCAAACGCGUAAAAAAAUUAAUGUUUCUUUGUAGACUGUUGUAUCUCCUUUUUCAUAAUCUUCACCUUCUCGUUUCGACGUGUUUGUAACAGGUGCAAGCCAGCAUUUUGUGUUUAAUUUUCAGCAGCUGAGGAAACAUUGGACAUCGUUUAUCGUAGAGAAAAAAUUAUUAAAAGCAAGUAUCCGGAGCAAAUGGGUGAAAACUGUACUCAAACCCUAACCACUGCCUUUACUGGGGUUUUGGUCGCGAUAAAUGCCGUUUCUGGUAUUUUAUCAGUAACUGGCAACUCGAUUACACUACUGGCGUUGUACAGAACACCUUCCUUGAAGAAGAACACCUCAAACUUUCUUAUCGCGUCAUUAGCUUUUGCCGAUCUAACUAUGGGCCUGUUUGCCAACUCGCUGUACGUGGCUCUUUGCGGUUUUGUGUCUCUUCAAGAAGUUCAAGAACUCAAGAACGCCGAAACCGCUGUUUGGUUGUUAACUACGACAGCUUCAACAUUUAACCUGUGCUUUGUAGCUGUUGAUCGCUACAUUGCCAUCCUUCACCCUUUACAUUACCGAGAGACAAUAACUAAAAAGCGAAUCUUGUGGGCGGCAAUUUGCAUGUGGGUUUUUGCCAUCUUGUUCUCCACCAUAAGCUUUUAUCUAUCUUACAACGACUUGCCAAAGCUUUGGAUAAUAGGAUCCAUUGUGACUUUCUUCCUUCCUUUAACAGUGCUUUGGUUUUGCUAUCUUCGCGUUUACAACGUGGCGAAGGCGCAGAAUUCUUGGUGGAAAAGGCACCGCACAUUUAAUUGCCCUGUUCGAGCUGCCGAAGAACUGAAACAUAGAAAAGCAGCUGUAACAUUUGCUAUCAUAACAGGCCUUUUUAUUGUUUUAUUUCUGCCAACACUAGUGGUAAACUUUCUUGCAAUACUAUUAAGAGGCCGCUGUCACAGGCUUCGUAUUAACAUAGCGUGGUUCUGGGUUGCAGCAAUCUCUUAUUCUUCUUCAGCCAUAAAUCCUUGGAUUUACGCCGUUAGAAUGACUGAUUUUCGACGUGCAAUAAAACAGACAUUGUGUAGCAAGGGUGUAAACACCUCUCGCUCUGUGUAAACUAAUUAAAAGUCAUGUUGUCUAUGUCAAACAUUACGAUUUGUAGGAGCUGUAUGAGUGAAUAUUCUUGGCACUAAUAACACGGCGUUGACUGUUCGUUGACCUUUUCUGUCCAAUUUAGAUUUAUUCUAAAAAAAUUUGAGAUUGAACAGCAGUUUCAACACAGAAGACCUCGAGACAGAUGAGUUUCGUCAGGCCCUUGAUAAAUGAUUAAAUUUAAAAAAACGAUAGUGAGCCAGUAGCUAAAAUCAGUCAUAUAAUCAUGAACUUUUGUGCACGUAUAAACAUCAACAUCAGAGUUUAAGUUAUUUCCUGAUUGGAUUCUUCAACCUUGGUCGAUAAAGUUGAAUUUCAACUCAAGCAGCUUUUAAUCGCUUUUUCCUUCAAAAAUCACGCACUUGACCUAAAUUCAGGCGACAGUCGGCCUCGUGUAAAUUGUUUAAAAUGGCCUUUCCUCACCUAGCAAUUUUCAAUUGAGUGUCGAAAGGAACAUAAAAGGGUUGCAUUUACGUGGCUUUGCGCUGUGAUUGGUCCAGAGAACUCCUGCCAUUUUCUCAACCAAUCAGAUACAAAACCUUAUAGCAGCCGCGCUUUGGUCUCUCGCGUUUCCCGCGGUGAGUCCUCAUUUCUUUGUGCUCUUUGAGUUGCUGCUGCUUGGUUCCAUGUGAGUUUUACCUCAGUUCCCCAGGAAAAACUAUUUCAACCCGGCGGGAUGUAUAUAACAAUGAUAAUUUCUAGGCGCCUAGCACAGUUAAAUUUUACUCCAUAUCCUUCCUUGGCAC
Molecule: messenger RNA, 1880 nt
Organism: Pocillopora verrucosa
Lineage: Eukaryota; Metazoa; Cnidaria; Anthozoa; Scleractinia; Pocilloporidae
Product: histamine H2 receptor-like
Biological process (GO): G protein-coupled receptor signaling pathway
Cellular component (GO): plasma membrane
Molecular function (GO): G protein-coupled receptor activity
Source: RefSeq, a predicted model, not a curated record